Molecule: messenger RNA, 1634 nt
Organism: Alternaria rosae
Lineage: Eukaryota; Fungi; Ascomycota; Dothideomycetes; Pleosporales; Pleosporaceae
Exons: 6
Coding region: 147-1418 (423 amino acids)
Source: RefSeq, a predicted model, not a curated record
UCUUCACUGAACAUAACCCUCGAGACCCUAUCCUAGUGGCAACCUCGAUUUCGUUUCUUUGACCUUGCCCGUCUAUCCGCAGCUCGUCGACCCUCCACGCCCACAUGUGUCGCAUACUUCCCCGGGCAGGCCCACGAUAAUCCAGUAUGCAGUUGCCUCCGGUGGAUGUCCUCCUGUCCUGGCCGACCCCGAAUUAUAUUGACCCGGAAACGCGCGGCCCUGCCCUCCUCAUUGUCAACAGCAUCCUCAUAGCACUGACCGUCCUCACUGUGGCUGCCCGUUUAUACACGCGUCUAGUAAUCAAGAGGUGGUUUGGUAUCGACGAUGUCUUCAUCCUUAUCGCGCUGCUCUUCACAUGCGGUCUCACUGCCGUCGUUCUCCUGGCAAACCUACGAUUUGGAUGGAAUAGACAUGUUUGGGAUAUCCCCUUUUCCAUGUUCGUUCCCGCCUUUAAAAUCGCCAUGACAGCCAAGGUGGUCUUCACAGCGGCCGCGAGCUUCACGAGGCUCUCUCUGCAUUGCUUCUAUUACCGAUUGAUCUCGGACUCGGGGAAGACAUGGUUCAAGUGGGCGGUUCAUGUCAAUGUUGUCUACACACUCGGCAUCUUGAUAUCAUUCCCCUUCAUCGCCAUCUUCUUCUGCACACCCAUCAAGAACUAUUGGACUGUCGGUGCACCGGCAGACACUUGUAUGGACGAGGGAGUUGCGACUCUCAUUUGCGGGAUUAUCAACUGCGUCGCGGACUUUCUCACUACGGUAACACCGAUCCCCUUGGUCAUGGGCCUUCACAUGCGUCUGCGUGAGCGCAUGGCCGUCGCCGCGCUCUUUGCAAUGGGACUGAUUGUCACCGCUGCUGGUAUCGUGCGUACCUGGUUCAUCUAUCGGAGUCUCUUCGAUGAGUACGAUCAAACCUGGUACGCAUAUCCACUUUGGAUCGCGGCCGCUGUAGAGAUCGACUUGGGUGUAAUAUGUGCCUCAGCUCCAGUACUGAAACCUCUCCUUGCGAAGAUCCCCUUCAGUCUAUCACAAUCCCUCUCAGCGUCGCAUUCCACGAACCGGAAAUCCGAAGCACCCCGCAACGUGCCAGAGCUCGCAAAUGACAAGGGCAACAGCUAUGAGAUGAAGCAUUGGGCGGAUACAGAACAGGACCUGGAGCGAGGAAGCCAGGAAGCCAUCUUGGAAGAGGAGGAAGCUCCCAAGACGGGGAUGUCUCGCCUGUGGGGUAAGAUCCGGCCGAAGAGCGAAAAUGGAAACAUGAAUACGGAUACCGACAUGACGAUCACCUUGACCAGCGAAGUGGAACUACAAGUCGAACCAAUGAAGCGACGUCCGGCGCGGUACGAAACACACGGUGACCUGCACGAGAACCACAUGCCAUUACCACCGUUAGCACCGCGAUCCAGCGGACAAGAUCGGUAACGCCACGUCCCGGCUUGCGCGAUCAAAAUCGACAGCGACGUCUUCGAUUCGAAACUAAAGAUCUCACGUCGCGCAUCAUGUACGCGCAAGCGGGGAAUAUAAAGUUAUGACUGGCAUAUUGGGGGCGCUUACAUCUUGGUGGUUUUUUUUGCAACGCUUUAGCAUAUGAUACCAUGUUCGACUGCUCUAUUAAGGGUACAAAACUAGACGUUUCAG